AUGAGUGAAUGUUCUUCAUUCUGCGGGAUUUCAAGCAAAAGCCCUCCCUGUGGGGGGUUUGGCACGUGCGUUCUUGAAGGCAUUCCUGAGAAGCCUGUUUGUCACUGUAAAGAGGGGUACGUCCAAGAAGAGUCUCAAAGGAACUGCAUUUCUAAAGCACAGGGCUACCCCCUAUUUACCGAUCUGAUCACAACCUCGGUCACCCUCACCGAGCUCACAGCACCAUCCACCGGAUCCGUCUUCUCCGAGACGGCCCUCAAUCUCUUCUCGUAUAAGACCAUCCGAGAUAACUGCGGCCGCCAGUUCUACUUCAACGCCAACUUUUCAUUCAUCAUGAAACCGAAAUCUCCUGGCAGCGGCGGCAACGGGCUCGCGUUUGUCAUUUCUGCGACAAAAAAGACUGCCAGCAACAUCGGCAGCGGCGUGGGGAAUGCUGGCAUGGACAAUCGCAGCAUGGCAGUGGAGUUUGACACGUGGCCGGACAAGGAGCACAAGGACCCGAGCGCAAGUCAUGUGGGAGUCAAUUUGAAUGGCAGCCCAUUUUCGAAAGAGACUGCCAACACCCCUACUGCGCUGAACAACGGAAAGAUGUACUUUGCAUGGGUGGAGUACAUUCCUGAGGCAGAGAGCUUGAAGGUGUACCUCGCGGAUGAAUUCAAUGCUCGCCCGGUCGAACCCGUGCUGUCCAUGAGCCUCUCUCUGUGUAACGUGCUGCAGCCCACACAGUCGCUCUUCGCCUUCUACUUUGGCUUUGUAGCUGCCUCACGCCUUCACGCGCAGAAGCAUACUGUCGCCACGGCAUCCAUUGUAACAGGAUACAACGUCCCUCCCCCACUUCCAGUUGACAGACGCACGGGUCUGCUCGUGGACUACGAUACGUUCAACCCGCAAACGACGAGCCCGUUCACGCGCUAUGUGAGCGUGAAUUACGCCAGCGCGCAGGACGACCAGGACUCGUGGCGGAUACCCACUUACUCCACCUGGACCAUCGACCCGCACUGGCUGCCCCAGGACCAGGGCGAUUGUGGGGGCUGCUGGGCGUAUGCGGUGGUGGCAAGCAUAGAAGCGGCAUACGCCAUCGCGAGGAACACCCCCAAAUCAUUUCCAUCGUUGUCCAUCACAUCCCUCUACGCUCUCAUGGGAAUGGAUGGCUGCACCAGCGGCUCUCCCACCAUUGCCUUUCAAACGCUCGCUGUCAAGGCCACCGAGGACAAGGACGGCCUCACUGCAGAGCCAACCAGCCCUACCACCACCACUUCCCGUGUCACCUCCCGUUCCUACUCCUUUUCGUCCUUCUUUUCCUCCUCCUCCUCCGCCUCUCCAUCCUCUCCCUCCUCUUCCCUUGCCACCCUCAACUCAUAUUUAUUCCUGGCCUCAUCUCCAGCAACACAUCACCCUUCUUCUCUUAGAACAACUUCUCUCACCGGGUCACCACCACCACAACCGGAUAAAUAUCUGGUGCAUGGGUUUGAGAGGACAGCAUUCAAGGGGUACUUUGGGCUCAUGCUGGCAGUGGGGCGCCAACCCGUUGUGGUGCACAUCCAGGCCAGCGCUACUUCCUUCACCACAUAUGACGGGAUACUCAAAUACGAGGAUAAAGGGUGCUAUACGGGCAACCUCGACCAUGUUGUACUUGUUACAGGCUACCUCAUUGCCGGCACUGACAAUACCCGCCCAACCAUGUCCGCGCCCUUCUGGAAGAUCCGCAACUCCUGGGGCACACGGUGGGGGGCGAAUGGGUACAUGUACAUGCAGAUAACAGACGGAGAUGGCAUCUGCGGCAUUAAUGUGCUGCCUGGCAUCUACCCGGUCAUCCGAUUCGAGGAAGACCCUUGCAUGACCAAGGCGUACAAGCUCAAGAGUGAACCAGGCUCCGUCAUGAACCCAUGUGGCUCCUACACGUGCAAGACCAUAAAAGACACUUUCAACAACAACUGUACCUGCAAGCCUCCCUUCGUUAAUGUUGUCAAUCGUGACAAAUCUCACACCUGUGCCUAUGUGGAUGCAUGCAGUGGCAGCACGCGGAACCCAUGUGAGGUGGGGUCGUGUAUCAACGAUGAAAAGGGCUCUUACACCUGUGUGUGCCCGCCCACACACUAUCUGGACUACACAGUCGAUGGCUUCCAGACCUGCUCCAGAGAUUGGGAGAUUGCGUCCAAGCUGCUGGUGAAUGGCAACAACUGGAAGUGUGCUGACGUGCACUCCCUCUUCAACCUUACAAUCGAGGAAUUUAUUAGAAACAACAAGGGUAUUAUCUGCUCGAAGCCCCUUCAGGAGAAAACAUUGCUCAACAUGACAAAAGAAAACAUGACUCCAUGCUCUGCUUUCUACUACACUCUGCCAGGGGACACCUGCUCCAUAGUCGAAACGUUCCUCAAUAUCAAGAAAGGCUCGCUGGCGAGGCUCAACCCAAACAUCACCUGCUCGUCUCUCAGCGCAUCCCGCUCCCUUUGCAUCGAUAACAGCGUUACAAAUUCACUCCCUGUACCCAGCUGUCUCAAGACAGCGUCUAUACGAGACAAGGAGGGCUGCAAGUCUUUGGUGAAUAAUCCUUCAAACAAAAUCUCCAUGGUGGAGCUCUACCGAAUGAACCCGGGGCUCGUUUGCAACUCUCCUGUCAAGAUUCUGAGUGACGGUGCGAGUGGAAGUGUGCAAGUGCCG
Messenger RNA from Closterium sp. Naga37s-1, 2661 nucleotides. NCBI's taxonomy places the organism in Eukaryota, Viridiplantae, Streptophyta, Zygnematophyceae, Desmidiales, Closteriaceae. The record is from the annotation of a GenBank genome assembly.